CAGGCAGCGAGAAGCUUCUCGACAUGGUUUAAUCACUCGAGUCAGUCUCGCACAGCGCUUCUAGGGCCAACCAAUAGCAUGUUCGGAAUGCGAUUGGCUCGCAGUUUGCCACCAAGGCAGGGGUAACGUCAUGUCAGCAGGCUGUCCGCCGACCUAUGUCCGAUGGCCUUCUGUCCCUUCUACCUGCCUGGCUCUUACUCUAUCUCCUCCCGAUGGCGCAGGCGUACGUGCCUACGUAUCGUCAUGCGACCGUUGGGAUCGUGCGGGCAUGCGCUCUGAGCAGGCGAUGCGACCGAUCUGGUCGCGGUUUACCACAUCCCACCGCGUCUGACCCCUUCUCUCCCGGACUGGGGCAACUCACGGCAGUACCGGCCUAUCACGGCUCGAUCCCGCUUGCGAAAGCGAUUGAUCCUGCCGGACCGGACGCGAGUACGAGACAGGCGAAUCAGUGAUUCGUGCGGGGAGGCGGGAAAACCCAAAUGCAACAGGUUGCAUGCCCCUGUCCGCGCGUGAAUGUUUCACUUCGCAUGAACGAUAGUACACCGCCCGCUCCGCAACUUUCGCAUCUCACUGUCUGCAACCGAGCCGGCCCUCGCAUCUGAGCAUCGCCCGCGUCCGGUCAGGAUCGUUGGCAGCUAGCAGACAGACGAUGGUGACGGCACGCUCGCGGGCUUCUCAGGCUACUCUCUGCCACUUGCUCAACGCCACACGAAGCCAUCUUCGAAACAUUCCCGUUCUAGCGGGGGACUGUCAAGGAUGCAUUUCCCGCCGAUCCCCGACCGCAGCCACGCACUGAGGAGGGGAUUUCGAGUGGGAACUGGGAUCCAUCCUACCUCUCCCCCCCACUCGCUCGCUCCGCGGACCUCCCGCUAGCUGCAUUUAGGACGCCCGUUUACGCGACUACAU
This is a messenger RNA of Dichomitus squalens LYAD-421 SS1, 906 nucleotides long. RefSeq lists its product as uncharacterized. Bases 156 to 452 code for a protein of 98 amino acids. The transcript has 2 exons. The record is from RefSeq and is a predicted model, not a curated record. NCBI's taxonomy places the organism in Eukaryota, Fungi, Basidiomycota, Agaricomycetes, Polyporales, Polyporaceae.